Messenger RNA from Drosophila obscura, 690 nucleotides. RefSeq lists its product as uncharacterized. The transcript has a single exon. The coding region runs from base 82 to 489 and encodes 135 amino acids. Lineage: Eukaryota; Metazoa; Arthropoda; Insecta; Diptera; Drosophilidae. The record is from RefSeq and is a predicted model, not a curated record.
GUGUUAGCUCAAUCGUGUAUUGGAACGCGCAGUGAACACAUCGAACCGGAAAACACACAACACACAGAUCACAGAUUAGAGAUGUCGCUACGCAGGAAAGAGGACUAUAUACCCAUCAAGUGUGAGGGCUGGGAUGGCAAGUUCGUCUAUCAGGAUGGAGCCGUGAACAAUGUGUCCAAGGUGCGACGCCACAAUCAGAAUGUGACCAACACCAACAACUUCUAUGGCUGCAACACGGAGCCCAUUGUCCUGCCCACCGCCUGGGAUGGCACAUUCGUGAAGAGCGGCGAAACGCGCAUCAAGCCCGAACGCAAUCGAUCCGACGAUCAGGACUAUUACGAUUUUAACACGGAGCCGACCGUGUUGCCAACGACAUGGAGCGGCGACUUUGUCACCGAUCCGAACGAUGUGCGCAUCAAGCCGGAGCGUAACUUUUCCGAUGCCCGGGACUAUGCCGAGGCGAGUCGCUUCAAGUUGGUGCAACAUUGAAGGAGCGAUACCUAUAUCCCUAUAGCGAUCUUCUAUUCCAAUUCGUGAGCAAACAAACUAACUCUGCAAUCAGUAUACACGUAUUCCCCCCCAUUUGUUUGGUUCGGUUUUGCAUUGUACUCCCUAACCUAAGCGUUCGUUGUAUUUUUAUGUUUAUAGAUAUUUAUUCGUACACCUAAUAAACAAAGCAAAAAAAAAAAC